AUGGGGAUGGAAGCGUAUCUGAAGAUGGUCAAUCUCGAUCAUCUGUUGAAAAACCAGGACAGUGUUGCUUUUUCAGUUUACAAGAAAGCUAAACAAGUACCAGAGGAAGAACGUGAAGCCUUCCUAAUGAAGGAAUUAGAAGAAAUAAAGGACUGUAAAAAGAGAAAGGACAGAGCGAGAGAACUUGAAAGCAUUGACAUGAACAACAUUAUAUCCAGCUCAACGGAGAAGAAGGAGAAUAAGGAGGAGGAAGAGACGGACGAGAAGGAUUGCGAAGAGGUGGAAAUGAUGAGGAGGAGGAAAAUGGCGAUGAUGAUGAAGAAGAAGAUGAAAGUGACGAAUUCGACGAAGUUUAGUAAGGCCACCAAUCAGUUGCACCGGGUUUCUUCACAAGGAUGUCAUUGUAUUCAGGUCUUGAGGACGAAGAGGAUCUCGAAUUCUGCAAAGCGGACAAAGGCGAAAACAGAGUUGACUGCACGAGUCAACAACGACGAAGACGAUGAAGACGAAAAUGAUGAAUCUUCCCUUCUUCUGCGGAUGCCAUCGAACCCAAUCAUCCCUCUCCUUUCCGCCAUAUCGAUCCAAUCUGUUUCUGGAUUUAAUUGGAAGAAAUAA
Messenger RNA from Striga asiatica, 615 nucleotides. The record is from the annotation of a GenBank genome assembly. Lineage: Eukaryota; Viridiplantae; Streptophyta; Magnoliopsida; Lamiales; Orobanchaceae.